CUUCCCCACUCGUGAUGACCUGUUAACAUUUCAAACCUAAUAUUUAAUCCGGUGUGAUCCGUUCAUAAGUUACGUAAAUGCCGUUAACCGUGUUCAGCGGCUUGUGUAAACUGUCACGCAGGUAACGCAAAUGUGCGUUUUUGCGCACGUUGUGUUCCGGUUAAAAGUUUGGACUCGAUGUUUGCGGUGUUUCAUUGCUUAUAACGUAAAUUCACGCCAACAGUACAAACCCUCUGUUUGCAAUGGGUUUUAUUCUGCAGCUUUGUUUAUCUAGUGUUUAAUGCUGCUGUGCUGUUACUUACUGUGCUGUGAUCAUCUGUUUUUCCCCCCACAGAAAUCACAUUGGUUCAAACCUCACAGGACAAAGUAGAUAAAACUCUUGUUAAGGACAAGGGCAGCAGCAGCAGCACACAAUCAUCAAAGAAGGCUCGAAAUAUGUACUGUAUUCUGUGUCGCAAGGAUUAUUCAAAAAAAGAAGAACAGGAGCAUUUUCACAGUAUGCGGCAUCACCGACAGCUGAAGAAAGUGCUGGGCAAGAAUUCAUUUCAUGAUUGCCAGGCAUGUAAGGCAUCCUCCAUGAGUUUAAAGGAGUACGCCGAGCACAUCUCCUCAGCUCAACACGAAGCAGAGUUGACGAAAUUGAAAUCUAAAAAGAUAAAGCCUCUUUCUCUACAUGAGAUUCUCAGCACAGAAACCAUCAACGAAAUCCUGGAGAGAAACAAGAUACUAAAGAGAAAGCAGAGGAUUGCAAGGAAAGCAAGGAAAGCUAAGGCAAAGGAAAAAAAGAGAUUGAAGCAGAUAGCUGCUCAGAAAAGUGCAGAAAUGCCAAAGGGACCCAUCCAGAACAACACAGUGGCACCCAAAGCACCGAAGCUGAAAAAAUCCAAAAAUGUGAACAAGACGACACAGAAACAGAUGCAGGAAACCCACCAGACAGAAAGCAACAAUGCUGUCUCCCAAAACAAGGAGAACAAAGUGUCCAAAACUCUGCAGAAUCAAAGUGGAAGAUCUUCUGGUUUAUCACCACACAACCUCCAAGAAGGUGCUCAGCUCCCUCCCAAAGGAGCUAUCAUGUUAGAUCAUGGCCAGAAUGUGUGUACUGAAUCUUCUCAGCCAGUUCAAGGUGGUUCACAUUGUUCCGCUAAUCCUGCUUCAGAGUGCAACAGAUCUGUCGGUGCAGCUCCCAUACAGGAUGUUGAUGUCGGUGCGAUGCUGAAGCAAGUCAGAAGAGCGCUGGGUGUGAAGGAGCCAGGUAAAGCAGAUCGUGAGGCCAGGAGGCAGAACAGACCUGCACAACAGACUGGAACAAAAAAAAAAGCGAAACAGUCAGGUGCUGCAGCCUGUUCUGGUGUUUGUCCUCCCUCUAAGCCAAAACAGACAACUUUACAAAUGACACGAGAAACCAGUCAACAUUGCAAGAAAAGAUUAGUGGUUGUACAUGGACUGUCAAACAGCAAAGAGAAACCAUCUCAGGGUGCUGUGGCUUCACUCAGCCAACGUACAGGCAAGACCACAUCCUCUGAGCCCAACCUGAGCAACAAACACAAGGUUCGAAUUGCCCACCAGCCAGGCAAAUCUCAGAGGGGCACAGAAGCCAGACUUAAACCAACCCUGAACAAGUUGCUUGCCUUAUCAGGGCCCAAGAAUGAGCAGAGCUGGAAGGACAUGUAUGAAGAGAUGAAAAGGAGGAAGCAGAACAAGGUCAAAGGCAUGCCCAGGUUUGGAAUAAAGUUGACGAAUCUUCUGACUAACCAAGAAAGCUCAGCACAACCACAGGGCAGUGACGUCCCUCUGUCUGAGGGCUUCCACUGGGAGUUGAUCUCAGGCAGUCCUUUGAAGCCACACUUGACUUUACCUCCUCCAGCCCAGGACACGGCACAUACUGACUCCUACAGGGAGAUACAGUCAGGUUCUCAGAUGCAAGCGCCUGGUACAGCACAGCGGGGUGGGAGCAGUCACACAGUAGUAGCAGUCUCUGUGAAAGCAGAACCAAACGAGAGUGGAGAUUUGAGAGACAGCAGCAGUUCCAACAAGAGGAAACUCAACAUGGCUGAUGGCGUUUCUGACAAGGACUCAAGCGCAAAAAAGAAGAGAACAAAGUCAAAUAAGGACCAGGAUCAGAUGGACCAGCUGUUGGCGGUGUCUCUGAGGGAGGACCAGCUGAGCUGCUCGCUGCAGGAUUUGGACAAGUCUCUGGUCCAGGCUCGCAAUGCCCUGCAAGCUGUCUACACAGAAGUCCAAAGACUCAUGCUGUUGAGACAGCAGUUUAUUGCUGAGGUCAACAGUCUGAGAACCAAGCGCAUCGAGAUCCUGCAGGGGAUGCAAGGUCACUCUGCAGGAUCUAAUACAGCAGAGAGAGCCACCACCUCAUCAGCAGGGGCUGCUGCUACCACAGCGGGGUUAAAGGCCUGUGUGAAGACAGAGAGGUUAGCAAAGGAAGAAGCACAACCAAUUGAAAUUGAUUCUGAGGAAGAGACGGGGGGAAACCUUUGCAAAGAACAAGUUAAAGGAAGAGAGAAGACUGUCCCUGGAAAAGAUCAAAGUGUCCUUGAUGCAGCACCAGGCAAAGGUGGCGGGAACAAGAGCGACAACUCUGUCAAAAUGAUGAAGCCCUCUAACCUGGUGGUUAUUGACCUUGACGCAUCUGACAACAAGGAUUCACCUGAGACCGUCUCAAAUGUUCCAGUUCACCCAGAGCCUCCGGAGAAGUCUGCCAGUGUGGAGUUCAGCCGUGCAAGUUUGCAGACAAUUCAGCAAAUUGACAAUGACAGAAAAAUUCAGAUUUCUCUGCCAGUCAAAGAUGCAAACACUCCUGCAGUGUCUGUUGAGGAUGAAGAGCUGUACUUGGGAGCGUUUGUGAAUCACACCGGCCCUGUCCACGACCUGCAAGUCCACGAAGACCUGUUGUACACAUGUUCAGGAGACAACACGGCACGAGCCUACUGUCUCAGGAGCAGUGUGUGCCAGGCAGUGUUUGAGGGUCACACAAAUAAAAUCAACUGUCUGCUGGUGUCGCCCCUGCCGAACAUGCCGGCACGCCUCUACACUGGCUCAAGUGACCAGACCAUCCGCUGUUACAACAUAAAGUCAAAGCAGUGCCUGCAGCAGGUCUCCUUACCAGACAGUGUGUUGUGUUUGCACAUAGCGUGGAAUAUACUGUACGCCGGGCUUGUCAGUGGAUCAGUUGCUAGCUUUGAUUUAAAGACUCUGAAGCAGCUGGAUGUGUUCAAGUGCCAUGGCCCUCGAGGGGUGAGCUGUCUGGGUUCAACGCAGGAGGGCACCCGCCGGGUGCUGCUGGUCGGCUCCUACGACAGCACCAUCAGCGUACGAGACGCCAAGAACGGCCUGCUACUGCGCUCACUGGGGGGUCACACCAAAACUGUUCUCUCUAUGAAGGUGGUGAAUGACCAGGUCUUCAGCGGUUCCAGUAGCACAGCUGUUCAUGCCCACAACAUCCAUACGGGUGAGUUGGUUCGUGCCUACAAGGGCCACGGUCAUGCCAUCACGGCCAUUGUCAUCUUGGGAAAAGUGAUGGUGACAGCCUCUUUGGAUAAGCUGGUUCGAGUGUAUGAGCUACAGUCCUAUAACUGCCUGCAGGUGUACGGGGGUUACAGUGACGGGGUGAUGUGCAUGACUGUCCAUAAGAGUGUGAUCUACACAGGCUGCUGUGAUGGCAGUGUCCAAGCAGUGAAGCUCAACUUGAUGAAAAAUUACAGAUGCCGGUGGCAGAUUUGUUCUCUAAUUUUCGGCAUUGCGGAGCAUCUUGUGCAGCACCUUGUCACACAUCACACCAGCCCGAAACUGCAGAAGGUCAGGUGUCGCUGGGGAGGUUGCCAAAGGUUUUUUGCCACACAGCAGUCAAUUCAGCAGGUGCUGCCUGAACACAUGCAGAGUCACGUAGAGAACGACAGCAAGGUGCAGCCUUGACUGGAGCGCAGGUAAAGUGAUGCAGCAGAGGAGAUUAGAUGUUCAUCCAUUACAACAUGCAAGUUUAUCUUUUAUUUCAGAGUUGUUUCAGGGUUUUCUGUCUUAGGACACAGGUUCUGCUCAUUUUGUCCUCUGGUUUGUUUGGGUUUUUUUUAAGUGUUUGAUCGCAUCUUUUUUUGGUGUUAUUGUAUGACCUCCGAUCAAUAAUGAGACCGCUCAUUACUGAUCCCCUGAAGCUGUUGCAUGAAGGGAUUGAGGUGUUCAGCAUCAAACCGAAAAAAGGACACAGUCUCUAAUGAACAUAUAAAAUGUUGACAGGUGAUCACUCCCACUGUUUAGAGGAUUAUUUUCAUAGUAUGCAGCCAUUAGUUUGCUUUAAGUUAUCACUUAUUAAGCUUCAUUUGAAGCUUAUUUGAAUUAUUAAUUUCUCUUCUUUGAGAUCACUUGAGCGACACGUUUUUUGUUUUGGUUUUUUUUUGUCGCGUGGCCUGGAGCCUUUCAAGUCCUUUACUCUUAAGUUUUUACUGCUGAGCUUGUCCUCUCUUCAGUGUGGAAGGGGCGAUUUUGUGGAAAUUAAAAAGGGGGAGAAACAAGCUUAACUUGGAGGUAUAAUGUGAUAUUUCUAGAAAGUGCAGUAGGACAUAACAACCUGUACUUUCUGAAGAAAUUAUACAAUUUAUGCAUCCAUUCACCUGCUUUCAAGUCAGAUUUCUAAUCUUUGGAUCAGUCUGUAAUUCCAGAUUUCAGGUUUUUUGUACCCCAGCAUGGCUUGUUAUGUCUCCUAAUUUCCAAGCUUAGAGAUACUGUGUCCUUCAUUUCAUCCUGACUCAGACUGUCUCUUGUCACAUUUGCACGUGUGAUAACUUUAAAAGCAAUUUCUCAUGUGGUGACUAAGAGAUUUGGUUAUUAAAACAUUUUGCAUUAUGAAAUAUGUAAAUCAUCUAUUAAUUUAUAGCAUUUACAUUUUCACAUUUGUGAGGGAAUUAUUCCAGGAAGUGUUCUUGUUCUCUCCUGUGUCACUUUGUACAAAACAUGAGUUGAAAACUCAUCUCUUUCUGAGCAGGAAGCAGUGAAAGUUGUCUGACUGACCAGACGGUAACUUAUAUGAUGCUGUAUCAAACUUAUGCCUUAUUUUUCAAUAUUAUAUUGUACAAUAUGUAUUUCAUUUGUAAUUAAUACCUAUCGUAUGUGUACAGCAAUUAAAAA
Toxotes jaculatrix (banded archerfish) is the source of this 5133-nucleotide messenger RNA. RefSeq names its product zinc finger protein 106b (gene znf106b). Gene Ontology annotation, cellular component: cytosol; membrane. Gene Ontology annotation, molecular function: SH3 domain binding; RNA binding. The record is from RefSeq and is a predicted model, not a curated record. The transcript has 20 exons. Bases 436 to 3927 code for a protein of 1163 amino acids. Lineage: Eukaryota; Metazoa; Chordata; Actinopteri; Toxotidae.